Molecule: messenger RNA, 8679 nt
Organism: Elgaria multicarinata webbii
Lineage: Eukaryota; Metazoa; Chordata; Lepidosauria; Squamata; Anguidae
Gene: STAB1
Product: stabilin 1
Exons: 69
Coding region: 63-7784 (2573 amino acids)
Biological process (GO): cell adhesion
Molecular function (GO): hyaluronic acid binding; calcium ion binding
Source: RefSeq, a predicted model, not a curated record
CAUAAACGGCAUCGUCCACAUCCCCCUUUAAGCACAGAGGUCCUUCCUGCAAAGGCUUGACAAUGGAAGCUCCUGGCUUACUCUUUUUCUGGUUAGUGACCUGCUUGGCUUCUCCAGGGGAAGGACAACGCCAACAGUUGAAAUCCAUGCGAUGUGACCGAAAAUUUACAUUUACACGGAAUACACCUUGUACUUCCUGUGCUUUGGGUGCCAGAGUACCAUGCCCAAAUGGAUGGGCAAAAGCAACCCUGGUGCAAGAGAAGUGCAGGUAUACACUAAAGCUGAUGGAGACUACCCUUUCCUUGUCAGGUUGCACUCGUGUGUGUAAGAAGGAAAUCGAUGAUAGGCAAUGCUGUCCUGGGUUCUGGGGUUCUGAGUGCUAUGAAUGCCCUGGUGGAUCUAAAAAUGCAUGUAAUGGCCAUGGGACCUGUUUGGAUGGCAUAACGCAGAAUGGAACGUGCACCUGUAAGGAGAAGUAUGGCGGUUACGCAUGUCAAGAUUGCCAGGAUGAGACUCAUUUUGGCCCUGAUUGUCAAUAUGUCUGUGAGUGUCAGCAUGGAAUCUGCAACCAUGGUCCUUCAGGUGAUGGAAGCUGUAUAUGCUACGCCGGCUACACUGGCCCAAAGUGUGACCAAGAACUGUCCAGCUGCGGAGGUGUACUCUGUGGAGCCAACUCCCUUUGUGUGAUGAAGUAUGGGCAGGCAAGUUGUGAAUGUAUGCCAGGGUUCAAGAAAUUGGGGGCGGACUGUCAAGCUCAGGAUCCCUGCAGCUCCUUCCCGUGCUCUGCAUUUGCUGAUUGCAAGGCUCUUGGGCAGAUCAAGUAUGAGUGUAUUUGUGCAGAGGGGUACCAAGGAGAUGGCCGGAUAUGCCAACCCAUAAAUCCAUGUCUCAAUAAUAAUGGAGGCUGCCCUGAAAAUUCCACCACCUGUUCGUUCCUAAGUCCAGGAAAGUCAUCGUGCAGAUGUAAGCCAGGAAUGAAUUUCCGUUCUGUUGCUAGAAUGCGAAUGGACGACAGAAUGGGUUGCUCAUCCAUCACAAGUAGCUGUACUGUGAACAUGUGUGACAGAUCUUCAAUGUGUAAAGUGGACAACGAUGGGAAUGGCAUUUGUGUCUGCCAAGAUGGAGAGAUUGGGGAUGGCAGACGCUGCUACUCAACCAUCGCGCGUGAGAUCACUCAGCUCCGUGUACAAUCAAGAUUUGGUGGGCAAUUGAGGAUCGGACAAAAAUUAUUUGAUUUGGGUUGUUCAUUAAUCCUGAACAAAUAUGGGCCUUUCACAGUGCUUUUUCCAGCGGUUCAUUUCGGUUUCACUAACUUCAACACUUCAUAUGCAGAGAAUUUAUGUAAAACACACAUAAUACCUGGGCAGCAUUUGUGGGAUGAUUUGGUCAAAACCAAAGUCCUGUGGACAUUAUCUGGACACAAAGUGAUAUUCACUGCUCAGCACUACACAUAUUCAGAUGCCCCAGAAGUCUAUUUUGUCAUGGAAAAAGGUAUACCAGCUGCUAAUGGAAUUAUACACCUUGUCAACAAAAUGAGGAAAAUACCCACCUUGGACACCUUUGGAAAUGAAAAGAAAACAGUUGCAGAGAUUCUUGCUUCAGUGGAGAUUGCCAGCCGAUUUGAAACCAUCUUGGAAAACUGUGAUCUGCCUUCAGUUCUGGAUGGCCCUGGACCUUUCACUGUGUUUGUACCAAGUAAUGAAGCUGUGGAUAAAUUAAGAGAUGGAAGGCUAAUUUAUCUCUUCACAGAGGGAAUAAACAAGCUUCAGGAACUUGUGAAACAUCAUAUCUUCCCAACCGGAGCGGUGAAAGUGGAAAAACUGAUAACGAUGCAGCAUAUUCUGACCAUGGCAAAUCAGAUAUUAACAAUCCGUAUUGCUGAUGAUGGAAGAAUUCUGAUGGGUGACUCUGCUGUUGCCUUAAGCAAAACAAAUAUUUUGGCAUCAAAUGGUAUCAUUCAUAUGUUGGAUGGCAUCUUCAUUCCUCCGUCAAUAAUCCCCAUUCUGCCACACCGAUGCAAUGAACAGCAUUAUAAAGUUGUAAAGGGAUCUUGUGUUGAUUGUGAUACCUUUAAUACCAGUGUUUGCCCACCUCAAAGCAAGGUUUUGGAGCAUGAGUCCUUCCCAGUGGAGUGUGUUUACAUCCAUGAUCCGUUAGGCUUGAACGUUAUGAAGAAGGGUUGCCAAAGGAGCUGUAACCAAACUGUUGUGACAUCUGGAUGCUGCAAAGGGUUCUUUGGUCCCUCCUGCACCCCGUGUCCUGGUGGAUUUACCAAUUCAUGCUAUGGCAGAGGAAAUUGCUCUGAUGGGAUUCGAGGGAAUGGCCAGUGCCGCUGCUUUCAGGGUUUCAAAGGAGCUGCCUGCCACAUCUGUUCAAACCCAAACAAGCAUGGGCAGAACUGUGAUGAAGAUUGUGGUUGCGUCCAUGGAAUUUGUGACAACAGACCUGGAAGCAGAGGGGUGUGCCAGGCUAGGACGUGUAAGGCUGGAUACACUGGGGAAUUCUGUGAUAAGACCAAUCAGAACUGCGGACCUGUGGGUGCCUCUGUCUACUGCCAUCUGAAUGCAGUCUGCAGUGAGAAUGGCACUGCAAGGUGCAUCUGCCUCGAUGGGUAUGAAGGAGAUGGGUUUUCCUGCAAGCCCAUUGAUGUCUGCAGUGAUCCAGAACAAGCAGGAUGUUCAGAAAAUGCCAUGUGUACCACAACAGGGCUGGGUACAGCAACCUGCCAGUGCAACAGGGGUUGGACUGGGGAUGGAAAGGCCUGUGUCCCCAUUGACAACUGUGCAACGGAGACCAGAGGAGGCUGCCAUGUCAAUGCUGACUGCAAUUAUGUUGGGCCUGGCCAGAGCAGUUGUAUGUGCAAGCGAGGCUAUGAUGGCGAUGGUUACAACUGUGACCCCAUUGAUCCUUGCUUGACUGACAAUGGGGGCUGCCAUGAAUUGGCUGUGUGUGAGACUGUUAGUCCUGGGGAGAAGGCUUGCCGUUGCUCUGAAGGAUACAUGGGAGAUGGAAUUCUAUGUUAUGGUGAUGUAAUGAAGGAAUUAGCAAGGAACUACCACUUUUCUACCUUCUAUGGAUGGAUUAAGAAAUCCCUCUUCAGCAUCCCACCAGGAGCCAAUGUGACAGUUCUGGUACCAUUGAAGACAGCCAUCCAAAACCUGAGCAAGGCUGAAAAAGAUUUCUGGCUAGAACCCGACAUGCUACCAACUCUCGUCAGGGCACACUUCCUCCAGGGUUCUUUCAUGACUGAGCAACUGAAGAAAUAUGUCGGCCAGGAACUAUCCACCCUCAACCCACAGACCAGGUGGAGAAUAAGCAACAGCAGUGGGGCUGUGACCAUUCAGAAUGCAAGCAUUAUAUUGGGUGACAUCCCUGCUAUUAACAGCACUAUUUAUAUCAUCAAUAAGGUUUUACUACCAACAUCAGAAGGCAUCCCGCCAAGUGUUCUAGAUCUGCAACAGCAACUUAAUGCAACACCCUCCUUCAGUAGGUUUAAGGAGCUGCUAGAGCAAUACCAGUUGAUUGAAGAGAUUGAAUCAUCAAAAAAGUAUACCAUUUUUGUCCCAAGAAAUAAUUCAGUUGAGAAAUAUUGCCAAGCAUCUAAUAUUACACAACUGGAUAAGGAGACUGUACAGUACCAUGUCAUACUUGGAGAUAAACUGUUACCCAAAGACCUGAAGAAUGGAAUUCACAAAAGCACAAUGUUAGGAUUCUCCUAUUGGCUGAUGCUUUCUAAGAACACUAAUCAGACUUACAUCAACAAAGUCCUUCUGGAUGGUCCAUUUGUUGAAACAAGAAAUGGGAUGUUGAUCGGGGUUUCUGAAGUUCUACAAAUUCUCAAAAAUCGUUGUAAUACCAAUACCACAACAGUAGAAAAGUCAAGAUGUGCUAAGUGCGACAAAAAGAUCAAGUGCCCACGAGGAUCAGUGAUUCCAGAAACACAAGGGAGAGGGACCCUUCCUCAUUGUGUAUAUAAGUCUGGAGACAAGAAAUUUGUCGGCUGUUAUUUCACUUGCGUCAAAGUUUCCUUGGUCUCUAUCUGCUGUCCAGGUUACUACGGCCAUAUGUGUGAGAUGUGCCCAGGAAAAUCAGGCAGCUGGUGUUCCGGAAAUGGGGAGUGCCAAGAUGGCAUCGAUGGCAGUGGAGAGUGCCAGUGCCGAGAAGGUUUCCAUGGCACUGCUUGCGAAAUGUGUCAGCCUGGAAGAUAUGGAGCCAACUGCAGCCUGGAAUGCAAUUGCCAGAAUAAAUACAUAUGCAAUGAUGGGCUGCUAGGGGACGGAAGCUGCAGCUGUGCCACAGGCUUUAAAGGGGCCCUUUGUGACAAAGUAGUUGGAAAGGAUUUCUGCAAUUCCACCUGUCACGCUGAAGCCAAUUGCGUCAAUGACACUACCACUUCCCAACCCACUUGCUUGUGUGCUGCUGGAUAUACUGGAAAUGGAACCCAUUGUACAGAAAUAGAUCUUUGUGCAGUGGGUAAUGGGGACUGCUCCAAACACGCCUCCUGUGCUAAAGCUGGACCUGGCAGAAGAACCUGCACUUGUAAAGAAGGCUACGCUGGAGAUGGGACCAUAUGCCGGGAAAUCGACCGGUGCCUAGAGAAUAAUGGGGGAUGCCACCAAUAUGCAGAGUGUGUUAAAACAGGCCCAGGUCUGGUUGCCUGUAACUGUCUUCCUAAUUAUUCUGGCGAUGGCAAAUAUUGUGAAUCCUUCGAUCCUUGCAAGGAGAACAAUGGAGGCUGCAGUCCACUAGCUAUCUGCCUGAAAACUUCCACCGGGAAUCGAACCUGCAGGUGUUUGUGGGGCAUUGGAGAUGGCUUUACAUGCAAGAGGACUGUCUGGCAGGCACUCUCUUCAAGUGAAGCUGCAUCGAGGUUCCGUCGCUAUGUAUGGGACCACAGCAUUGUUGAGAUGAUGGGAUCUGGACUCUUCACGGUUUUUGUCCCGCAUGUUGACUACAUACAGAAUAACAACAUAUUUUCAGAAUGGCAAAAGGCAGGCUUCAUCAAAGAUUUGCUUCGUUACCAUAUGGUCAGCUGUCGGCUGCUAGAGUCGGAUGACUUGGAGUCACAAGAUUCCAUCACAGCUUUAUCUGGACACACAAUAAGGGUUUCUGUGAAACAGAACAGUAUCUAUUUAAAUGAUGAAGCAAAGAUCAUUGAAAGUGCUUCCGAAAAGAAUGGUGUCAUACAUUACAUUGACAAGCUAUUAAUCCCAUAUGACCUGCAGAGUCACAGCACUGUGUCCAAUCUAUCAAAGAAAAGCAUCACAGAGGUUGCAGAGGCUUAUGGAUACAAAACUUACAGCAAGCUUCUAAAGGAGGCAGGACUUCUUAACAUGGUUAACAAUACCUUUCACCAACCCUUCACCAUGUUGUGGCCUACAGAUGCGGCAUUUAAUUCCCUUCCUAUGGAUAUGCAAAAAUGGCUGUAUCAUAAAGACCACCGGAGCAAGCUGGCCGCUUAUCUCAAAGGGCACAUGAUCAGGAACAUGCAAGUAUUGGCUUCCAAACUGACAGAGUCCGGUCGUUUAAGGACUUUGCAUGGAUCGACCAUCUCAUUUAGCUGCAGCAAAACAAGAGUUGGGGACAUUCUAGUGGACAGUGGCAAUGCACGGAUCGUAGAGAGGUAUAUUGAAUUUGAUGUGGGCAUUGCUUAUGGGAUCGAUCAUCUGCUGGAACCGUCAGACUUGGGAUCCCGGUGUGAUGAGUUUCAUUCUGUUCAGUCAUUGAAUUCUGUAUGUGGCCGCUGUGGUGUUGAGCCCUCAUGCCCUUAUGGAACAGUUGAAUGGGGGGAAACCCAGCCUUGUCAAUAUACUGACGUUUCGUUUUACAAUGCUCUGUGGCAUCACCACUAUGGAAGGAGUUCGCCAUGGAACAGGAGGAACGUGUUUCUUCCCUUACCAAAGGGAUGUAAGAGAACAUGCUUUGAAACGGAGUGGGUACCCCAGUGCUGUGCAAACCACUAUGGAAAAGAUUGCCUGGUGUGUCCUGGAGGGCUUGAGGCACCAUGCAGUAACCGAGGUACAUGCGAAGAUGGGCUUAGUGGCUCAGGACGGUGCAACUGCAGUGCGGCUUACAUUGGGACCGCUUGUGAGCACUGCAGCCCAGGCCGCUACGGGCCGGAGUGCAACGAGUGCAAUUGUACAGAGAAUGGGAUUUGCAAUGAAGGAUUGCUUGGAGAUGGCUUCUGCUUCUGCAUCGCAGGAUGGACAGGAGAACAUUGUGAAAUCAAACUAGAUGCAAUGCCUCAGUGUUCCCCAGCCUGCCAUGCUAAUGCUGUCUGCCGAGUCAACAAUACCUGUGAAUGCAACCUAGAUUAUGAGGGAGACGGAAGGACGUGCACAGUGAUUGACCAGUGUGGGACCGACAAUGGCGGCUGCAAUGACCACGCCAACUGCACACAGGUUGGAACUGACGUUUUCUGUAGCUGCUUCCCAGACUAUGAGGGCGAUGGCUACAUCUGCACCCCUAUAGACAGGUGUGCCGAUGGAAGGAAUGGAGACUGCAGCGAGCAUGCCACCUGCAUCAGCACAGGCCCCAAUUCUCGGCGUUGUGAGUGCAAAGUCGGUUAUGUUGGAAAUGGAAUCCAGUGCUUCGAGGAAGCCAUCCCACCCACGGACCGGUGCCUGGAAGACAACGGGCAAUGCCACCCUGAUGCCACUUGUACUGACCUGCAUUUCCAUGACAAAACUGCCAGUGUCUUCCACCUGCAGUCUCCUGGGGGAAAGUACACCUUGACUUACCAAGAGGCUGAAGCCAGCUGUGCUGCUGAGGGAGCCACCGUGGCCACUCUUCAGCAGCUCUCUGCUGCACAGAAGAUGGGUUUCCACCGGUGCCUCGUAGGCUGGCUUUAUAACAGGACAGCAGGUUACCCAACUGUGUACCCAAGUAAGAACUGUGGCGUUCACCACGUUGGGAUUGUGAAUUACGGCUUUCGAACGAACUCCAGCGAGAUGUGGGAUGCCUACUGCUACAGAGCUCAAGACGUAGAGUGUCGCUGUGGGCCUGGGUUUAUUGGAGACGGCUAUACGUGCACAGGGAGCCUUUUGGCCGUGCUGGCCCAGCAUGCAAACUUCUCCGCCUACUAUUCUCUGGUACUGGAUUAUGCCAAUGUGACUGAAGAAGGACUGGACUUUUUCAAUUUCCUCUUCAGAGACACUACUUACAAAACCCUUUUUGCGCCCCUGAACUCUGGCUUUGGGGAAAAUACGUCUUUAACCCUGAAUGACCUGAAGCUUCACGUAUCUGUGAGUGAGACAUUCCUCCUGAGCAUCAAUCUCACAUCCGGUACAAUCAUACCUUCCCAAGCAGGGUACAACCUUUCAGUUGCAGAUUCCGGGAAUACCACCCAGCUCCCCGGUUCUAAGGUUAUUAAUAAUACGCGAAUAGUUGAAUGGGAUAUUCUGGCCUCCAAUGGGAUCAUUCAUGCUAUUGAGAGACCUUUGAUGAUACCUCUUCAACAUGGCCAGCUUGAUCAGGUUGUAGAUGCUGUCAAAUCUCCUGCUGCUGCAGCAAUCAGCGUGGGUGCUGUUGUUGCCAUAGUGCUGCUGUGUGUAGCUAUUGCUGGAGCAUCCUACUUUUACCUCAAAAGAAAGAACCAAGGUUUCCAAUUUCGCUAUUUUAAGGCUGAGCUGGAGGAUGAAGAACCUUCCUGGGAUGAGAGGAACCCACACUUGGUGUCCAUCCCCAAUCCCAUUUAUGGAGCAGACACUUCACUGUAUGAGCCGUUUGAGGAGCCCCUUCAUGGAGAAGAUUUUUCAGAUGCUCAUGGAAUUCUUGGACAUUAAAGCAGAUCUAUAUACUACAACAUAAACAGGAAACAUUUUUUCCAGAAGCUUUGCUAUUCAGAAGGAACAGAAUAUGAACUUGAUUGUUACGGACCUCUAAGAUGUCUUGCCUGUCUGUGCAAUGGGAAGAAAAUUAACAAGGGACUUCUGAGUUAAUUAUAAAAGCUUAAAGAUACCUCAGUUCCAUUUGUCCUUUUAAAGACAUGGGCAGGGAAUCAGGACCCAAAGAGCCAUUUGCACUAGCAUGCAUGUGAGAACGUGGCCAAUUUUCUGUUCUGAAUAGGAAGGGAAGGGGCGUGAAAACUCAUGAUGCAUGCAGAGGUUCCUUUGGACCCUGACCAUGAAAGUUCAUACUUAUACUUAGGGAAUAGAAUGACUUAUGAAUGUGUUUGGUCAGCGGAUACUGUGGGAGAUCUUCAGUGGGGUAAUCAAAUCUUAGUUCAGAGAUAGACAGUUGGAUUUUACUAAAACUGCAUUACUGAGCCUUCUGUUGAUACUUUUAAAACUAUUAUUCAAAAGACAGUUUGAAAUAAUACUACUACCUGUAAACUAUAGGCAGAUCAUGGUUUAUAAUCCUACUGAAUUAUAUGCACUGUUUUGAGAACUGCAAAUGUUUGUAAAAGAUAAAGAACAAGCAAGUCUCGUCAACUUUAACUGGGCUUUUGAUUAUGCUGAACUGGUAGGUAAGUAUGCUUAAUUCAACAGGCUGUCCUUCACUAAGGAUACUUCGCACUGAUAAUCUGUAUUCUACUUUAUGAUUAAGCAUUUAUUCUGUGAUUUGUAGUCCUCGUUCCACUCCCAAUAACAAAAGAUUGCAAGGUAUUAAUGGUAAGAGGAAAGUAUUAUUCCAUAGUGAAAUACUUUAUUAUUUUUGUAAAAAUAGUAAAUGGUGUUC